Molecule: messenger RNA, 6664 nt
Organism: Carassius gibelio (silver crucian carp)
Lineage: Eukaryota; Metazoa; Chordata; Actinopteri; Cypriniformes; Cyprinidae
Product: CLIP-associating protein 1-B
Exons: 42
Coding region: 581-5212 (1543 amino acids)
Biological process (GO): mitotic spindle assembly
Cellular component (GO): spindle microtubule; mitotic spindle; cytoplasmic microtubule
Molecular function (GO): kinetochore binding; microtubule binding
Source: RefSeq, a predicted model, not a curated record
UAUGCUAUUUAUUUUUGUCUUUUAUUUUUAAGUGAAAAUUUAACAAUUUACUAUAUGAGCAGGAUGUGUCUAUGAGGGGUUAAAACUGAGUUGAACAGACAGUAGAUGGCGCGCGAUCUGCUCAAUAAUGACUUAGUUACACUGAACAGACGGCAGAGGGCGCGCGACCGCGCAUGAUCUGGCGCACGCGCAGUGCCAUCGUCAUGUUUGAAGCCGCACAAGGGGCGGAGAUCUCUGCUGUUUCCUUCCCAAAAAAUAACUGAGGAUCAACCCAAGGGAAACGGUUCCCAAGUAGCGGCUUUCGAGCGACAUGCCAGGACAUAAAGUGAUGUAUUGGCCGUUUGACAGGAUUCGUCCACAGAACGAUUUACUCCAGCAGUGUUUGAUCUGGCGAUUAUAAUAUUGUUCAGUCGACACAUGUAUCACCGGUGCCGUCCACUAUCCCACAUUCAUACUUCCAGCGGCCUUUUGCAUCGCUUCAGGACCCUGUCUUUAGAUUAACGAGAUCUAAACUCGGUCGUCUGGUCGGUAUUUGUGUGUUUAUGUGUUGUCCUGAGCCGUGCUUCUUCUCGGCAAAGUCAUGGAGCCCAACAUGGAGUACAUCGUGGCGCAGGUCACGCAGAAAGAGGUCGGACGGCGGUUUCAAGUCGGGCCCGAAAUCAUAGACUACAUCCUGGACAGACAGAAGUCACAUGACCUGGAGCAUGAUCAGAGCCUGCUGGACCGGAUGGUGGACAGUCUGGCGAGCUCAUGGGUCAACGCAAGCAAUUUCAAGGUGGCGCUUCUGGGAAUGGACAUAGUAUCUGCUUUAGUGACCAGACUACAGGAACGCUUCAAAACACAAAUAGGAACAGUUCUGCCCAGUUUAAUCGAUCGUUUAGGUGAUUCUAAGGACCAGGUUCGGGAUCAAGCGCAGGCUCUUCUGUUAAAAAUCAUGGACCAAGCGGCCAAUCCACAGUAUGUUUGGGACCGAAUGCUGGCCGGAUUCAGACAUAAAAACAUCCGGAGCAGAGAAGCUGUUUGCUUUUGCCUUAUUGCCACUCUUAAUGUAUAUGGAGCUCAGGGUUUAACCCUUAGCAAGAUAGUUCCUCAUAUUUGUCAUCUGUUAGGAGACCCAGCGAGUCAGGUUCGGGACGGUGCGAUGAACUGUCUGGUGGAGAUUUACAGACACGUCGGGGAGAGAGUGAGGGUGGAUUUGGGGAAGAAGGGGCUGCCGCAGUCACGCUUGAAUGUGAUUUUCAGAAGGUUUGAUGAAGUGCAGAGGUCUGGGAACAUGACGCUGUCCUCAGAUAAGAGCGUGGAUGAUGACGAUUCGGUGGAUGGAGGUCGUUCCUCAUCGUCCUCUAAAGGAGCGUCAUCGGUGCGUCGGACAGGAUCCAUGCGCAGACCGAGCUCAGCGUCCAGCUGCAAGAGCUCAGUUAAGGAGAGCUCUGGAGCUGGAGCUGUUGACGAGGAAGACUUUAUUCGUGCCUUUGAAGAUGUGCCCUCUGUACAGAUUUACUCACCUCGAGAGCUCGAGGACUCCAUGAACAAGAUCCGAGAAAUUCUGUCCGAUGACAAACAUGAUUGGGAACAGCGAGUAGCUGCAUUAAAAAAGGUUCGUUCUCUGAUGUUGGCCGGCGCGAGCGACUACGAUGGUUUUUCGCAGCAGUUACGGCAGCUGGAGGGGCCGCUCAAACUCUCGGCUAAAGACCUGCGCUCGCAGGUGGUGCGCGAGGCCUGUAUCACACUCGGACACCUGUCGUCUGUGUUGGGUAAUAGAUUUGAUCACGGAGCUGAGAACAUCAUGCCAACCUUACUGAACCUCGUCCCAAACAGUGCUAAAGUUAUGGCCACAUCCGGAAUGGCAGCAAUUCGUCUCAUUAUACGGCACACUCACUAUCCACGUCUGAUUCCUAUCAUGACCAUCAACUGCACUUCCAAAUCAGUGGCCGUCAGACGACGCUGUUAUGAGUUUUUAGACCUUCUGCUUCAGGAGUGGCAGACUAAUUCUCUCGAGAGGCACGUCGCUGUCCUGAUAGAAACCAUUAAGAAAGGAGUUCACGAUGCUGACUCUGAGGCCAGAUCAGUCGCUAGGAAAUGUUACUGGGGUUUCCACGCCCACUUCAGUAAGGAGGCGGAGCAUCUGUUUCAGGCGCUGGAACUGACCUAUCAGAAAGCGCUGCAGUCUCACCUGAAGAGCUCGGACAGCAUUAUGUCUCUGCCGCAGUCCGACCGCUCGUCCUCCAGCUCGCAGGAGAGCCUCAAUCGGCCGCUGUCUGUUAAAACACCUGUCGGGAGCAACUUGAGCAAAACUAAAGGGGUGAGUUCUCGUGCAUCCUCUUCGUCCGGCUCUCUCCAGCGAUCGCGCAGUGAUGUGGACGUUAACGCCGUGGCUAGUGCCAAAAACAGAAUGCCAGCCGUUGCUGCUACUGCCCCCUUCAGCUCAGCAGCGGCACUGCCGCCUGGUUCCUACGCCUCUCUGGGUCGUGUGCGAACCAGACGACAGAGUUCAGAGACGGCAGUUGGGGGCGGAGCUUCUGUGACUGACAGUAGGGGGCGGAGCCGAGCCAAAGCUGUGUCCCAAUCACAGCCGGGCAGCCGCUCUAGUUCACCUGGGAAGCUCUUGGCUCGCUCUUCCAUGAGAAUCCCUCGAUCCGCCGGAUCCUCUGGAGCGCCGUCAGACAAACGCUGUAAGAUCCCCCGCAGUCAAGGCUGCAGCCGAGAGACGAGCCCCAGCCGUGCGCGAGACGUGCGGGCCAGUCGUAUCCCGCGGCCCAGCAUGAGUCAGGGCUGUAGUCGUGACACCAGUCGGGAGAGCAGCAGAGACACCAGUCCAGCUCGAGGGUUCAGUCCGCUGGCAUCCCACAGAUACUCUCGCUCCACCAGUGCGCUGAUGGCUGGCGAUGUCCUGCAGACAGAUCGCUUCGGACUCAUCCAUCAGGCCAUGCGGAUCUUGAACACGGGCACAGAGGUGGAGGCGGCCGUGGCAGACGCUCUGCUUUUAGGAGACUCCAGGACCAAGCGGAGGCCGAUGCGCCGGCGUUACGAAUCUCCCGGGAUGUACUCGGAUGACGACGCCAACAGCGAUGCAUCCAGUGCCUGCUCCGAACGCUCCUUCAGCUCCCGUAACGGCGCCGCCCCGCAGUACCUGCGUCAGACGGAGGACGUGGCCGAGAUCCUGAACCACUGCGCCAGCUCCAACUUUUCCGAGAGGAAAGAAGGGCUGCUGGGACUCCAGAGCCUCCUGAAGAGCCAAAGAGUGCUCAGUCGUGUGGAGCUGAAGAGACUGUGUGAGAUCUUCACCCGGAUGUUUGCAGAUCCUCACAGCAAGAGGGUGUUCAGCAUGUUCCUGGAGACGCUGGUGGACUUCAUCACGUUGCACAGAGACGAUCUUCAGGACUGGCUCUUCGUUCUUCUCACGCAGCUGCUGAAGAAGAUGGGGGCUGAUCUUCUGGGCUCCGUUCAGGCCAAAGUUCAGCGGGCCCUCGACGUCACCAGGGACUCUUUUCCGUACGAUCAGCAGUUCAACAUCCUGAUGCGGUUCAUCGUGGAUCAGACUCAGACCCCAAACCUCAAGGUGAAGGUGGCCAUCCUGAAGUACAUCGAGUCUUUGGCCAGACAGAUGGAUCCGUCAGACUUCGUGAACUCCAGCGAGACUCGGUUAGCCGUCUCUCGAAUCAUCACGUGGACCACGGAGCCGAAGAGCUCAGACGUCAGGAAGACGCUUCAUCUCUGGCUGAAUGAGGAGGCGUCGGGCAGGAGCUCCACGGUGGCCUCACUGCCGGGGGAAAGUAACCUGGAGGAGAGAUGUAAGCAGGCUGCUCAGAUGGUUCUGAUCGCCCUGUUUGAGCUGAACACCCCAGAGUUCACCAUGCUGUUAGGAGCUCUGCCCAAAACCUUCCAGGACGGAGCCACUAAACUCCUGCACAGCCAUCUGAAGAACAGCAGUAACGCUGCUGCAGUGUCUCAUGCGUCUCCCAGCGGCAGCAGCAGUGUGGGACGCACCCCUCCACGACACCCAGUGACCCGCAGCAGCCCGCUGACCUCACCCAAUAACGGCUCACACGGGGGUCUGUCACCCAGUAUGUUGGAGUACGACUCCGAGAACAUGAACUCUGAGGAAAUCUUGAGCUCAUUGAGAGGUGUAACCGAAGCCAUCCAGAGCUUCAGUUUCCACAGUAAGGAAGACAUACUCGAGCCCAUCAAACAUGACGGCAAGAGGGAAGAUACAACCGGUGUGGAUCCUCGUUUGUCUGCUGGUGUGAUGGAAGGAGGCCGGACGGCGCUGGACAACAAGACGUCAUUAUUAAACACACCAUCUUCUCGAUCGAUCAGUGGCCCUUGGGCUCGCGAAUACAACCCAUACAACUACAGCGACUCCAUCAGCGCCUACGAGAAAGGAGCUCUCGCUGUGUUUGACGACGUGGAGCACAUCCCAGAUGGUCGUCCACAGGACUGCGCAGAAAACAAAAUCCUGCAUCCGAAAGGUUAUUCUGCAGGACCCGGGCCGCACCUGGAGAUGAUUGGUGAUCUGCUGAAGGAGCUGUCCAAUCACAGCGAGCGUGUGGAGGAGAGGCGGGCCGCUCUGCUGGAGCUGCUGAAGGUCACGCGUGACGACAGUCUGGUCGUGUGGGAAGAGCAUUUCAAAACCAUGCUGCUGCUGCUGCUGGAGACGCUGGGAGACAGAGACCACACCAUCCGAGCGCUGGCUCUGCGCGUCCUGAAGGAGAUCAUGCGCAGUCAGCCGACGCGCUUCAAGAACUACGCAGAACUCACCAUCAUGAAAACCCUGGAGGCCCAUAAAGACUGUCACAAAGAGGUGGUGCGGGCGGCAGAAGAAACGGCGUCCACGCUGGCCGGAUCCAUCCACUCGGAGCAGUGCAUCAAAGUCCUGUGUCCCAUCAUCCAGACGGCAGACUACCCCAUCAACCUCGCCGCUAUUAAGAUGCAGACCAAAGUAAUCGAGCGCAUUCCCCAGGAUUCACUGAUUCAGCUCCUGCCAGACAUCAUCCCUGGACUCUUACAGGGUUAUGAUAACACCGAGAGCAGUGUGCGUAAGGCCAGUGUGUUCUGUUUGGUGGCCGUUUAUUCAGUCAUCGGUGAAGAUCUGAAGCCUCAUCUGCAGCAGCUGACCGGCAGCAAGAUGAAGCUCUUGAAUCUGUACAUCAAGCGAGCUCAAGCCACCAACAGCACCAGCAGCAGCUCUUCAGACGUCUCGUCUCACAGCUGAAUCACUCCUCCAUGCGUCCUCUCCCGUCGGUUAACACAUUUGCGAGUAGAUGCACGUGAUUCAGUGUUAACAUGUGCAAACACUUUGUGUGUGUGUGCGUGUGUGUGUGUGUGUGUGCAGCAGUUGGCGUCUGUGUGUAAGAUAAUCAGUUCCCAUUGCUCUUUUGCCAUUGCUGUGGCAUCUAUCGUCCUUAAAUUCAAAGCACACGUGAUGCUCUUUCCGAUCGGCCAAUCAGAAAUCGUCUUACCUCACAUCAUUAGUGAAUGUAACGCCCAUUUUUUUACGCCUUUAGUCUGCCUCAAGGAUGCUCUUUUAGUGACUAGAAUCAUUUUUGGGCAUUUAAGAAUAUGCAAGAACCGAGAUUGUAUUUGUACAGUAUUUGUUUUAUUUCCGGCCAACAGGCGAAGAGCUUUCGACUAAGAACAAUGAAUAUUAGCGCAAAUUUAGUUCGAAAUCUCACAUUCCAGCGCCGCACAGAAAAACCUCGAUUAGUCAUCAACACUAACAUGGAGAUUCAUGACAAAUGUCUCCUUUUUUUUUCAUUUAAGGACCACGUUGAUGUUUUUUGUGCAUGCAAUAUACAAUUCGAUAACAUGAGAUAAAAAUAACGCCAAAAUUAAACUGAAUCAUUACAUUAAAGAUUCACGUACACACACACAUGCACUAAAUUUAUGAUAUGAAUCAACGUAAAAGCAGAACUUUUGAGAGCGAUAAUUGUAACUAAAAAUAAUCCAAAUUGGAUUUAGACUCGUUAAACUGUUGUUUUAACCCAGUUGUUGUGGUUUCGGAAAGGUUUGCGCCUGUUUGUGCCGUUUAAAGUGCUAAGUUAGUCUUUUUGUACCCGGUUUUAAAUCUUGGUGCUUAAACGAAUCACUCUGUGCUUCUGCUGGACGUUUAACUUCAGAUUUAAUUCGUUUCUCCUUUCCGCGCUUUGGUUUUAAAGGCCUUACGAAAAGAGAAGUCACAUUAUUCACUCUUGUUAGAAAUCCCAAAGAACAUUCCACACAGAAAAACGUGUUUUUGUGAAGUGAAUCAUCUACGAUCCUUCUAAUAAUGAUUCAUUUAGAAUAAAAAAGAGAGAAUGUAUUUUAAACGAAGAUAUCUGGACUCUGCAUGCAUGCAAUCGAUUCACACAGCGCUGAACCACACAAACAUCAACACUGUUAUUAUAUGUGAAGCUGAGAGAAUCAAAUAUGAUAUUUGUGAAUACUUUAUAAGGCACUAGAUACAGUCCUGCUUGAAUCUUUAAUUCAGUUUGACAAGAGCGACUCAGAUCAUUGAGUAAACCCCUAGUUAACUGAGUUUUGCAUCAACGCUUCGCUAAAGUAGACUGAGACAUGUUUAAUAUCCACGUCUGUAUUUAUUUGACACUGCGGCUGUAUAUAUGACCUGGUUUGGUUCAUGUUCACCUGUGUAGAAUUUGCUCUAGAUAAACCCAACCUGAGUUUUCCA